Eimeria acervulina is the source of this 491-nucleotide messenger RNA. RefSeq names its product anaphase-promoting complex subunit 10 domain-containing protein, putative. NCBI's taxonomy places the organism in Eukaryota, Apicomplexa, Conoidasida, Eucoccidiorida, Eimeriidae. The annotation marks the transcript as partial. The record is from RefSeq and is a predicted model, not a curated record. Gene Ontology annotation, biological process: anaphase-promoting complex-dependent catabolic process; protein K11-linked ubiquitination. The transcript is spliced from 4 exons. Gene Ontology annotation, cellular component: anaphase-promoting complex.
GUUCCUGCCCUGCUACUUUGCGGGUUGUGAGGGACGUCGAGUUUGCAGUAGCCGAUGAGCAAAACUGUUGGUGGGGGAUUGAGCUGAAUUCAAUACAGGCUUUGAAGCUGGCCAACGGGCUGUCUCCUGAUGUGGAUGACAGUAUAGAGCUGCCUCUGCAAGCUGUACGUACACCCGAAUAUCUGCGUGCUGCUUGUCUUGAAAUUGCUGUCCUCUCAACCCAUCAACAAGGCAGAGACACGCAUAUCAGACAGGUGAGGGUUUAUGGGCCCAUAGAAGACUCAGACGAGGGCGAAUUUGUCUCUUCGGGCGGGUGGACGAGGCCGUCGAAUGCUUCAACAUCUAAUGCAGCAUUUGUCUUUGCAUUGGGAACAGAAGCUGCCGAUACACCCCAGCAGCAAACACGGGCGAGAGAAGGCGUCUCCUUCGCUAGAGCCUGGAGUCAAGACUUCUUUGCUGCUCUCACAGGCACUCAGCCUCCUAAUCCCUAA